CAGGAUUCGGGAGUCGGGAUUAGGGAGAGAGUACAGCCCGCCUUCAUUAACUUCUAACUUAGGGUUAUUUAAGCAACUCUGUGUCUCCCUUGUCGGUAUUGCAUUGUUUCCGCGGCAAAAUUCCGCAGCACUUAAAUGUCUCCUUCCCCCAAAAUUUAUUGAAUAUAUGGAUGACAUAGGUGGAGUUAGGGAGGAAUCCGAAACGAGCGGCUGUAAAAUCGAGCUCGAACGGUGCCGUUUAGGGGACACGCCUCUGAAGCAAGACGAUUUACGUCGUCUGCUGAAGAAGACUCGACCUGUAGACGGAGAAGAAAUUUCUCACACGGAUGCAGAAGAGAUGGUUACUUCACAAUCUGGGGACAACGACAGUAUUAAGAACAAGCAGACCGAUUCUACGGAUUCAUGUGAUGAGGAGGAAAGAAAGGUGAUGGAGGAUAUGGAAGUGAAUCCAGUGAAGGAGGAUUCUGAGGGUAACAUGGAUAAACAGGAAAGUGGUAAAGACACUACUCCGGAGCAGCUGACACCUUUAAUUGGAACACCUGCAAAGGACAAUGACAUAGCAAAAAAAGAUGCGUCUUUUAUUGCAAAGGAUUUUACUGAAGAGAAAGAAGGCGGGGCUAAGAAGAGAAAGGCCUUUAAAAGGGGCAAAAAAAGCAGGACAACCGUAAAUAGAGAAGAAAAUGAGGGAAGAGAAGAAGAGGCAAUGGAUGUUGUACAGGAAAUUGCUGACAGACAUGAUGAAAGGAAGGGAAUUGAGCCCAAGCUGCCCAAUGAUCGAGCCAAAGAGGAAUGGGAUCACAUGGAGAAUUAUUGUGCCCCUCCAGUGCUGGAGUGUGAAAAGGAAUUGAUUGAUACUGGAACUGCAGGCAAAAAUAGGGUGAGCUAUGAAGAAAACCUUCCAAGUGCUGAAAUAGGUGGGGGAAAUGGUCGUCCAAGGAGGAAAUCAAGUCUCGAUGCACGAGUGAGGAUUAAAAACAUCGAUGUUCAAUUCUUGGAGCUGGACGAAGCAUGUAAACGACGAAGGAAGGGGAGAAGUGGUAUAGCUCAGACUAACUUGGAAGAUAAUGAAGGCCCAAUUAAAAGUAAGAAAACUAGGAGAGGGGAAAAAAGGGCUUUAACUGAAGACCUUGAAAAAGAAGACAAAGAUGAGAAAGUUAAAGGAAGUGCAGAUAGCCCACACGACCUUCCACACAGGACAUCUAAUAAUGUCGGCAGUAUAUCUAAGCCAAGGAUCAGAAAGGAUGAAGAUGGAAAUGAGUUGCAGUCAAAUAUGUGUCACCAAUGCCAGAGAAAUGACAAAGGAAUGGUUGUUCGUUGUUCAAGCUGCCAGACAAAGAGAUAUUGUAUGCCUUGCAUGGCCACAUGGUAUCCUGGUAUGACGCAGGAAGCUUUUGCAGAGAAGUGCCCAGUUUGUCUAAAAAACUGCAAUUGCAAAUCAUGUUUGCGGUUGGAAGGACCUAUAAGGGAGUUGAAAGGUAUAAAAGUUGAAUACAGCGAAGACGAGCAGGUCCAGUACUCUAAGUAUAUCUUGCAGGUGCUUUUACCUUUCUUGAGACAAUCCAAUGCACAGCAAAAAAGGGAGAAGGAGACUGAAGCAUUGAUUCAAGGAGUUGCAUUUUCUGACGUAAAGCUGCAAAAGGUAAACUGCGAGAUUAAUGAAAGGAUGUACUGUGACAUGUGUAAAACAUCAAUUUUUGAUUUUCACCGGAGCUGCUCAAAUUGUUCCUAUGAUCUUUGCCUCACCUGUUCCCAAGAGCUUAGGAAUGGAAACUUGCAGGGGAAUAAAGAAGAAGUUGUUACUCAUUAUAUUGACAGAGGUGCUGAUUACAUGAAUGGGGACAUGCCUGGCGAUUCCAGUAAAACUAUUGCCCGCAGAAAGUCCCAGAUAUUUGAUAAAACUAACUCCAUUAGUUUCCCUCUGUCCUCAUUUAGUCCAGAUUCCAGUAAGAAUGAUAACAUGCACUAUCUGUCCAAGAGUGAAUGGAAAUCUGAAGAAAGUGGUAGAAUUCCUUGUCCACCAGAGGAUAUGGGUGGGUGUAACAUCGGAACCUUAGAACUAAAGCACUUGUUAGGAGAGACUCACGUUUCUGAAUUGCUAGCAGAGGCAGAAGAAAUUGUACAUAGAUUUAGUUUAGAUGAAAAGCCAGAAAGUUCUCAGCGUUGGUGUUCUUGUUUGAAAACUAUUGAUGAAAAAGACAUCGGUGAUAGCAACGUAAGGAGAGCAGCUUCUAGGGAGGGUUCUGGUGACAAUUUUUUGUACUGUCCAGUAGCCAAGGACAUUCAGGAUGAGGAUCUGAAGCACUUCCGCUGGCAUUGGCUCAGAGGAGAGCCUGUGAUUGUCAGUAAUGUGUUGGAAAAUACUUCAGGACUAAGCUGGGAGCCGAUGGUUAUGUGGCGUGCAUGCCGCCAGAUAAAAAAUCUCAACCAUGAACUUUUGUUAGAUGUCGCUGCUAUUAACUGCAUGGAUUGGUGUGAGGUUGAUGUUAAUCUCCACCAAUUUUUCAAAGAGUAUAUGGACCCUCCUUUUAUAAAUGGGUGGCCUAAAAUUAUGAAGUUGAAAGACUGGCCUCCUUCUGAUUUGUUUGAGCAACGAUUACCUCGUCAUGGCGCCGAGUUCGAACGUUGUCUGCCUUUCAAACCAUAUACAGAUCCUAGAUCUGGGUUUCUUAAUCUUGCUGUCAAGUUGCCGCCAGAAUCCUUAAAGCCAGAUAUGGGACCCAAGACAUACAUAGCUUAUGGAGUUAAUCAGGAGCUGGGGCGUGGAGAUUCUGUUACCAAGCUCCAUUGUGAUAUGUCUGAUGCGAUAAACGUCUUAACACAUACUCAAGGAACAAACCUGAAUAGUGAACAGCUUUCCACCAUUAAUAAGCAGAAAGACAAACAUGCUAUUCAGGAUCAAGAAGAGAUGAAAAUAAGAGAUAGUUGUGUCAUUAAGUUGAAUGAGGAAAGCUCUCAACAUGGUGAAUAUGGUGAAUCAUUCACUUGCGAGAAGUCAGACAGUGAUGGGAAUGCUGAAAUAGGUAUUCAGAGAGGUAGAAAACUUUCUGAAGUAUAUAUAAACAGUGGAGUGAGUGAGAGUGAAAGUUUGAUCUCUAAUUGGCCUAUUCCCUUAGAAAACUACUUGAAGGAAAGAAAAAUUGUGAGCAGUGGCGGGGGAGUUAGAACUGAAAGUGAGAGUGAGAACUCUAGCGGUGGUGCUCUCUGGGAUAUCUUUAGAAGGGAAGAUGUCCCUAAGUUGGAAGAAUAUCUGAGGAAGCACUUCAAGGAAUUCAGGCAUAUUUAUUGUUGUCCAGUGCCACAGGUUGUUCACCCAAUACAUGACCAAUGCUUUUACUUGACCAUUGAGCACAAAAAGAGGCUGAAAGCAGAACAUGGGGUUGAACCGUGGACAUUUAUCCAACAGCUAGGGGAUGCUGUUUUUAUACCUGCAGGUUGCCCUCAUCAAGUUAGAAAUUUAAAGUCAUGCAUAAAAGUUGCUCUUGACUUUGUUUCACCUGAAAAUGUUCCUGAGUGCAUGAGAUUGACUGAGGAGUUCCGCACACUCCCCAAAAAUCACAGAGCAAAAGAAGAUAAACUUGAGGUGAAGAAAAUGAUGAUCUAUGCAGUGAAAGAUGCCGUCGAAGUACUGCAAAAAUCCUUGGCGCCUUGCAGCAACGUGGGUGAAUGACCUCAGAAGCGAGUCUAGGAGUCUAAGCGAGCCAACCUUAUGCCUGGAGAUAAUCUGUGUGUAUAUAUAUCUGAACUCAGUUCUGUUAACUCCUAAUAUCUUUUCAUUAUCAUUGGUGCAUGUUUUAUGUUUUCUUCUUUGUGCACUUUUUUGUUGUGUUUUCUUUAAGGUCUUGUAAUGUUACCAAUAUUAAUACUCAUUUCAAGAAGUAUUUUGCCUGGGUUUUGCUGGUUUAAAAUAACUCUAUUCUACAUUUGAUACCUAGUCCUGUUUCAGUAUGGUUCCCUUUCUGGACUGC
Cuscuta epithymum is the source of this 3965-nucleotide messenger RNA. Lineage: Eukaryota; Viridiplantae; Streptophyta; Magnoliopsida; Solanales; Convolvulaceae. The record is from the annotation of a GenBank genome assembly.